Neltuma alba is the source of this 1861-nucleotide messenger RNA. Its product is annotated as probable WRKY transcription factor 53. Lineage: Eukaryota; Viridiplantae; Streptophyta; Magnoliopsida; Fabales; Fabaceae. Gene Ontology annotation, biological process: regulation of DNA-templated transcription. The coding region runs from base 548 to 1621 and encodes 357 amino acids. The transcript is spliced from 3 exons. The record is from RefSeq and is a predicted model, not a curated record. Gene Ontology annotation, cellular component: nucleus. Gene Ontology annotation, molecular function: DNA-binding transcription factor activity; transcription cis-regulatory region binding.
AAUCAUGACUAGUAAUCAAAGGAGCCAAUCAUUGGCAACCUUGUAGAUCUUUUAGAACUUACCGAGCUGAAGUGGACUCGGUCAGCAUUAUUUUAGUCACUGACCGAGACUAGUCUUCGCUGAAUAACUCGCUUUCUCAGUCAAACUUGGACUUUCCAACUCCCAUCUUCCUUCCUACGUGUCCUAUUGGCAACCCAAACAGACACCCCUUAUAAAUAUGAGACCUUCAAUUCAUUCUGUAAGGCAUCAAGCCCUCGCUCCAUCAACUUCACUCCAACACUCCUCUCUCUGCUCUAUUUUCAAAUCUUCAAGAACAAAUUAGUCUAAUUUCAAAACCGUUCUGGCUACUUCCAUGUUUAUAGCUCCUACUUCCCCAUUCAACGGUUCUUCACUAUUUCUUGGAUUUCCAGGUCCUCUAGAGAAGAAGAAGCCGCUGUUUCUAGCUAAAAGUGCAUCCCAGAGUAGAAGUGGUGCUCUCUGAUAUGAACUAGAUAUCAGGCACCAUAGUUCUAAAAACAAGGUCAUAACUAUAACGAGAUUGUACAAGAUGGAGAAUGACAUGAGGUGGGAGCCGAGCACACUUACAAAUGAGCUACUUCAAGGAAUGGAGGCAGCGAGGAAGCUGAUGGCAGAUUUUAGGACGCAAUCCUCGGUAGAGAGCAGGGAUUUGCUGGUACAGAGGAUAUUAUCAUCUUAUGAAAAGGCUCUGCUAAUUCUGAAAUGGAAUGCGUCAAAUACCAAACCCCUUCCCAUGGGGACAGUAGCUGGUUUGCUGCCAGAAUCUCCGAUAUCAGUCAACGCAAGUCCUUUCAGAGAUGACGUUGAUGGGGAUCAUCCUGAGCUUAAACCAGAUUGCAAGAAAAGAAAGACGAUGCCCACAUGGAUGGAACAAGUAAGAUCUAGCUCUGAGACUGCCCUGGAAGGACCCCAAGAUGAUGGCUUCAGCUGGAGAAAAUAUGGACAGAAAGACAUCCUGGGUGCCAAAUAUCCUAGAAGUUACUAUAGGUGCACCUUCCGCAAGACUCAGGACUGCUGGGCCACGAAGCAGAUACAAAGAUCAGAUGAAGACCCUACUGUAUUUGACAUCACUUACCGAGGAAGGCAUACUUGUUCCUUGGGAAAUAAUGCUGUUCGGCCACCCAAGUCACCAGACAAACAGGAGAAAAUACAUGAUUAUCAAAGUGACGUCCGCCAUCACGAGCCAUUACAAGAGAGCCUAGUGAAAUUCAGAAGUAACUUGAGUGUCAAUACAGAUAACCUAAAAAACGAGGAUAUGGCAAAUCCUUUUACUUUCCUUUCAACUUCCUCUGGAUACAUGACACCGGAAAGCCACAGUUCACGUCCCUUGGCACUAGAGAAUGAUCCCUUCUGGGGGAACCUUUCACAAACAGAAUUGCUAUCUCCAAACACGCCAGAAUCAAACUAUUUACCAUCUCUGUCUUUCAAGAUUGAUGAGUUCCAUUGCAUUAGAAACCAGCCAUGCUCAGAAUCUGACAUUACUGAGAUCAUUUCAGCCAACACAUCAGCCACCAAUUCUCCAAUUCUCGAUUUUAAUUUCCCUAUUGAUCCGGUGGAAAUUGAUCCAAAUUUCCCUUUUGACACCCCGGGACUUUUCCCAUAAUUUGUUAGUAUUAGGGAUGUGAGUAUCAUACAAAUAUUUGCUGCAAUAGCUUUUCAAUCAUGUCUGUUAAACAUAGCAUGAACUAUUAGGUAGGAAAACUGUAGACCACAAAACAAGGCAGCAGCAAUGAUAGCAAUAAGAAAUUUCACUGUAGUUAAGAUUGCAAUAACGAUUUUUGCAGCGUUUGCAGUAUUCACUCUGAAAUAGAUGAAUUAUAUAAGGUCCGAAUUUCCAUUGGUA